Molecule: messenger RNA, 1662 nt
Organism: Gossypium arboreum
Lineage: Eukaryota; Viridiplantae; Streptophyta; Magnoliopsida; Malvales; Malvaceae
Product: DNA excision repair protein ERCC-1
Exons: 10
Coding region: 70-1272 (400 amino acids)
Biological process (GO): nucleotide-excision repair; meiotic mismatch repair; UV-damage excision repair
Cellular component (GO): nucleus; nucleotide-excision repair factor 1 complex; ERCC4-ERCC1 complex
Molecular function (GO): damaged DNA binding; single-stranded DNA binding
Source: RefSeq, a predicted model, not a curated record
UUUCACUUCAUCUCUAAACCAAAAGUCAGCAGGAGAAAGAGGAGGAAGAAGAAGAGAAGAAGAAGCAAGAUGGAGAAAGAUGAAGAAAAUCAAAACAAGAAAAAAACACAAAUUGUUAUAGGAAUUCCAUCUUAUAAGGAAGUAAUUGAGAGCUCACAAACAAAAUCAACCCCGCCCUCUCUUUUCACUCCUUCUCAAUCUUUUUCUCAAGCCUUCAAUUUCAUUAAAUCCUCUGAGUUCUACACUCCACCUCCUCCUCCUCCUGCGCCCAGCUCCCCUCUUUCCACCCCAAGGCCAACUGGUGGAGCCAAUGUGCCUUCUUCUUCUUCAGCUGCCUCUACCUCAGCUUCCCCUGCUGCUGCUGCUGCAUCAUCGACUUCGUCUCAGAGUCGCAAUGCUAUCCUUGUCAGCCAUAGGCAGAAGGGUAAUCCCUUGCUCAAACAUAUCAGGAAUGUGAGAUGGGCUUUUGCAGAUGUUGCUUGUGACUACUUGCUUGGUCAGAACACGUGUGCUCUCUAUUUAAGUCUUCGGUAUCAUUUGCUGCACCCUGACUACUUAUACUACCGUAUAAGGGAACUACAAAAGAACUUCAAGCUUCGCGUUGUGUUAUGCCAUGUUGAUGUGGAGGAUGUUGUUAAGCCUUUGCUUGAAGUUACUAAAACAGCUCUGCUUCAUGAUUGCACUCUAUUAUGUGGUUGGAGCUUAGAGGAAUGUGGUCGCUACUUGGAGACCAUAAAAGUAUAUGAAAACAAGCCUGCAGACCUCAUUCAAGGCCAAAUGGAUACAGACUACUUAUCAAGGCUAAAUCAUGCUCUCACAACUGUUCGGCGUGUUAACAAGACUGAUGUGGUCACUCUUGGUUCUACUUUUGGGUCUCUGUCUAGUAUCAUGGAUGCAUCCUUGGAAGAUCUUGCUCGAUGUCCUGGAAUAGGAGAACGGAAGGUAAAACGCUUGCACGAUACUUUUCAUGAGCCCUUCAAGCGCAUAAUUUCCAGUAACCCUUCUAUUCCAGAAACUCCUGUAUGCAAAGAUGCUGAACCAAGCUCAGCAAGUGAAGUCAUAGAAGCAGACAAAUAUACUGAAGAUACGAGCAAACGUAGGAAAAAGGAAAAUGAAAUUAACAUUAAAUCAGCUCUAACUGCUGCAUUUGCCAAGUGUGCUGGUAAAAAUAGUAAAAUGAACAAUAAAUCCGAGGGUAAUAAGGGAGGAGGAACUGCUGCUGCAGUACCAGAACCAGCAACUAAAACUUCUGGGGAAGAGGUCGAAACAUGAGCUCCGUUUGCUACUUCAAUCUAUCUCCAACGGGUUUGGGUUGAAAUGGACAACUACACAAGUCUUUCGGGGUUUCUCUACUUGCCUCGUAGCAUCUGACGUAACAUAGCCAAUAUUCUCUUUUAUCAAGCUGACAGUCUCAAGUUGUUUAAGGAAACCAAGAAAUUUGUGCAGAGACUCGCUCUCAAUUUUCGAGGUAUUGUUCAUUAGUUACACGACAUCGGACAAAUUGUCCUGGUUGAUUAUUAUGGGUUUUAUCAUUUAUGUGGAGCCAACAAGGCAUUGAUGAACCUGGUAAUAGGCUGUACCUUUUUUAGCCCUUCUCAGAUUUUGUUAUCUUGUAAUAAUAUUGAAGCUAGGUUCUGAAGUUUGCAUUAUUUCAUUGCAAAA